CUUUCAAGGCCAGCUCGGCGGUCUACCUCGUGUGUUUGCACCUUUGCGGCUGUCUGUUACCUGAAUUUGCACCUUCACGACCGCCGGUCUGUCUCCGGUGUCGCGGGUUUACACCUCCACAACCACUGGUCUGCCCCGCUCGCCGCCGGCAAUGGCCGGCCGGCUGCCGUGACCUCGGGUCAGUGAGAGGUCGUCCGGCGCACGGGGAGGAUCGCGCCGCGCCAGAGACAUGGAUCACCACCAGACCGCAGUCACAGUGUCGGCAUUGGCCGCCCUGUGCGUCCUCGCCGGCGCCCAGUCCUGGUCGGACGCCGCCGUCUGGGGCAGCGAUGAAGCCGCUGAACGCUCGGUGGCCGAGCUCGCGCCGUUUUUCCCAGGCCCCAGCUCCCGGGUACGCUGCCCGGUCGGCUGGUGGCUGCUGCUCGGCCAGUGUGAGGAUGUGGACGAGUGCCGCGACCCCGGCAGCCGGCCGUGCCCCGGUCUGCACACGGUGUGCCGCAACACGCCCGGCAGCUACCGGUGCCAGUGUCUGUCCCGGCACACGGGCGACCCGUACUCGUUCAUCGGCUGCCGGCCAGAUGAUGAAAUUUGCGACCAGUUCACGACCACACCGGUUGUCACAACUACCACUACCACAGACACUACCACCACGGACACUACCACUAUCACCACAGACACUACUGCUACGGACACCACCACCACUACCGUCACCGUCGACACGACCAUCACUACAACCACUACUACUCCGACUACUACCACUACCAUCGGCACCCCAACAGACACCACAACCACCACACCACGAGAGGGUACCAAUGUCCCAACUAGUGUCGCCACCACCACCACCACCACCACAAGCCCCAGCACCACCAUCACCACCACAAGCCCCAGCACCACCACCACCACAACAGAUGCCAGCACCACCACCACCACAACAGAUGCCAGCACUACCACCACAACACCAGAUGCCAGCACUACCACUGCAGGUCCUAGCACCGUAUCGUUUGCCGGCUCCAGCACCGACGGCUUCACAUUCGACUUCAACAUCACCACCACCGCCACAGCAACCACGGUCCCAGAGAUCCCCAGUGGCUACUCGCGCUGCCUGCUGAACGCUGAGAGCAGCACCUCGUUCUACCGCCUGCACACGGAGACGGCGCAGACGUGGGAUGACGCCAACGCCAUCUGUGCCGAGGACCACCCGAACGCCCACCUGGUGAAGAUCACAGACCAGUCUGUCAACGACUGCCUCAAAACGUGGUUCCUGUUCCAUACCAACGUCUACUACUCUUGGAUCGGCCUGCGGUUGCAGAACGGCGAAUUCCGCUGGACGGACGGCACGCUGGCGGCAGGCGUAUAUGAGAACUGGGAUACCAACGAGCCACAGAACCCGACCCAGCGCCAGUGCGUGCGGCUCUACAGCCUGGACGGCUUCUGGGAGACGGACGUCUGUUCGAGCCUCCACGCGUUCUUCUGCCAGAUCACCGUGUGACCUCAGUGGGCGGACGGCAUGUGACGUCAUCGACGGAAAUAUGACGUCAGUGAUGAUACGGGGCCGUGCUUUUUAAAAAGCUUAUCAGCUGGUCAUCGGAAAUCCAGAUUAGCUCUUGUGAAUGAAGCAUGCCAGUGAACCGCACUUGAUUCAAGUUACCAGCGCGGGCCAUGUCUGGGCCUGCGCCAGGUCAGGGGUGCAGGAGGCGUCGGCUAGUGCGGUAGAUGUCGCGCUAUUAGCGGCUGGUGUUCGACCGAGUGCCGUCGAAGUCUACCCCGGACCCCCUGGGCGCCGGCUGACAGGCAGACCCCGAAGUGAUAAACAUCCGUGGAGUGACUGAAGACAGUACCUCCCUGUUGUCUGUUGAUUCAUGAAGCAUGCCAUUUUAUUGUAAUCGCUUGCAUGUUAAAUAGUAAAUACACCCUACGUCGAAUGA
Molecule: messenger RNA, 1925 nt
Organism: Amphibalanus amphitrite
Lineage: Eukaryota; Metazoa; Arthropoda; Thecostraca; Balanomorpha; Balanidae
Product: integumentary mucin C.1-like
Exons: 7
Coding region: 230-1489 (419 amino acids)
Molecular function (GO): signaling receptor activity; calcium ion binding
Source: RefSeq, a predicted model, not a curated record